Rotaria sordida is the source of this 3129-nucleotide messenger RNA. The record is from the annotation of a GenBank genome assembly. Lineage: Eukaryota; Metazoa; Rotifera; Eurotatoria; Philodinida; Philodinidae.
AUGGUAGUAAUAACAUGGUCAGAAAUUCGAACAUUGCGCGAACGUCUUGGUGAAAAUGAACAUAAAAUUAAUGAUACUAUAUUAUCUACAAAUAAUACUCCAAUUGAUUAUCAUAAUAGAAAUGAAAAAGUACCAUUAGACAACUCAUUAGUAAAUGAAAAUAUUCGUUUAAAAGAACGUAUUGAUGAACUCGCAUCGAAAGAAAAACAUCUUACUGAAUUGAAUGAAGAAUUACAACGUAAAAUUCAAGAUUAUGAAGGUUCAUCAAAACGUAGUCUUAGUAGUAGCAGCAGUAGUAGUAGUAGUAGUAGUUCAAAUGAAACAGUUAUAACUACAAGUAUUCAUAUGGAAAAAAUAAAAGAUUUAACAAAUGAAAUUGAAAAAUUAAAAAAAAAUUAUGCAGAUUUAGAAGAAAAAUAUGAAUAUGAAAAACAUGAAUUACAAACAAUGCUUGAACAAUUACGUGAAGAUGUUGUUGAAUUAGAUAAAACAAAACAAUUUUAUAUGGAUAUAAGUGAAGAAAAACAUCCAAUGAAUGAUACAUUACAAACAAAAUUUGAUUUUGAAUUAAAAACUAAAUUAGAUGAUUUACGUCGAGUACUUGAAGAAGAAUAUAAUGAAAAAGUUUUAGUUUAUAAAAAUAAUCAAAAAAAACUUGAACAAGAUAAUGAAAAUUUAAAAAUUAAAUAUAAUCAAGAUUUAGAACAACAAUCUAAAGAAUUCUAUCAAGAAAUGGAAGCCAUGAAAAUUAAACACGAAAAACAAACUAUUGAAUUAAAUAAUGAAAUUGAUAAACUUAAAAUUAAUGAAGAUGCUAAUAAUCGUUUAGCAUAUACUGAAAAAGAAUUUGAACAAUUAAAACAUGAUUAUUAUGAUUUAAAUCUAAAACAAAAAGAAAUAUUAAAAAAUUAUUCAAUACUUGAAAAUCAAAAUCAAAAUUUAUUAAAUACAAUUGAACAAAUUAAAAAUGAAAAUCAAAGUUUAUUAAAUACAAUUGAACAAAUUAAAAAAGAAAAAAUUGAAUUAAAAGAAAAUUUUUUACAUGAAGAAGAAAAACUUUUAAAUGAAAUAAAAGAAUUAAAUGAAUUAAAUCAUCAUCAAAAAGAAGAAUUAUUAUCUAUUCAAAAAGAAACUGGUCAUGAUCAAAAUAAUUUAAAACAAGACAUACAAUUAUUACAAGCACGUAUAAAUAAUUAUGAAAAUAAAAUUACACAAUAUGAAGAAUUUCGUUUAAAAUUAGAAGAUAAUUUACAAAAAUUAAUACAACAACGUGAUAGAAAUAAAAAUGAUUUAAAAUUAACAAAAGAAAUAUUAAAAACUAAAGAAGAUGAAUAUAAUCAAUUGAAAUUACAUUUUGAUCAAUGUCAACAACAUUUACAAGAUAGUAAAGAACAAUAUGAAACAACAAUUAAUAAUUUACUAAGACAAACUCAAGAAUUAAAUCAAACACAAUCAACUGUUAAUCAAAAUGCUGAAUUUGAAUAUCGUGAAAAACUUAUAUCUCUUGGUGUUGAAAAAAAACAACUUGAAAAACGUUUACAAGAAUCAACUCAUACACUUAACUUAGCUGAUUAUCAUUUACAACAACAAGUUUCAAAAAUAAGAUUAAGUAUUGAACAAGAAUAUAGUCGUCGUUAUGAAAAUGAUCUUAAACGACAUCAAUAUGAAAUAAAACAAUUACGACAAAAAUUAACUAAAGAAAUUGAAAAUAAACGUAAAAUUAUUGCACCAAUUCAAAUAAUAAAUAAUUCUGCAAAAGAUAUAGAAGAAAUUAAGAAAAUGUAUCGAACAGAAAUUGAUCGUUUAUAUCAUGAAAAUGUUGAAUUAAGUCAACAUCAAGCUAAACUUAUAGAUACAUAUCAAAAACGAAUGGAAGUAAUGAAAAAAGAAUUAGAUAAUGGUUAUAAUAAUAUUAUUAAUGAAUUUCAACGUGAACAAAAACGUUUAGAAACACGUUAUGAUCAAUUAAAACAACAAUUAUUUGAUUCAAAACAAACAAUUGAACAAUUAAAAUUAAAUUUAAAUCGUUUAAAAAUAAAUCCUUUUAAUGAUUUAUCAAACAUUAAAGAAACACAUACUAAUGAAAAUUAUACUUAUGUAUACGAUAAUAAGGAUCAACAAGAUAAUCAACAAAUUCAUCUUAAAAAUCUUGUUAAACCACGUGAACAAUCACAUGAUGUAUUAAAUCAAGAACGAACAUUACAUGGUAAACAAGUAAAUGAAUAUCAACAAACUAUAGCUUCAAUACAAGAUAACAUAAGUGAUAUGGGAAAACAACAUAGAAAUACUACGGAUGAAAUUGAGCAUGAAUUUCACCAAAAACGUUUAACAAAUCAAAGACGUGUUGUAUCACGACCGACUAGUGUAGCAGAAUCUGUACUGACUGAUUCAUCAGCAUACGAGACGCGUUCCGAUUCUAAAAUAACUAUUGGAAAAUUACAAGAUUCUUUUCCUAUAUCUUCAUCGAAUUCUUCUAUUUCAUUAUUUUCAAUAACUUCUCAACAUCAACCAAAUCAUUCAAUUAUUUAUGAUUCUUCUUUAUCAAAUAAAUCAACAGUACCAUCAAGAAAAUCUAUUGAAUGUCUUUAUAUAACACCAACAAUAAAUAAACAAUCAGCAUCAAAUAUAUUAAUGCCUAGUCAAAAUCCAACUAGUUCAAUAAUUUCAUCUCCACAUAAUACAUAUAAAUAUCAACAAUCAAAACAUAGAAAUUUUCAAACAAAAAUAUUUCGAAGUGAAAAUGAUUUAAUGUUAGCUAUACAACGUAAUGAACAAGAAAAACCAAAUUUUAAUAAUAAUGAUGAUACAUCAAUAUUAUGUAAAAAUGAUCAACAAACAAAUGUUCGAACUUUAGCAAAAGAAUAUGAACAAAAAACAAAUUUACCAUCGGAUUAUUCUCAUGUUAAAAAUCGAACAACAGAUGUACAUUAUUCUACGACACGAACAAUAAUUAAUAAUCAACAAGAACAAAAUAUUGAUAAUGAUGAAGAAUUAACAUGGCCAAAAGAACCAGUAUCAACUACUCCUUCAAAACAAACAAGUGGACUAAGAAAAUUUGUAAGUAGUAGUUUAAAACUUUUCAUUAUACAACCACAACAACAACAGCAGCACGAACGAUCAGGAAAAUAA